AUGUAUGAUUGCUUUCUUGUUUGUCGGCUCUUGCUUUGUGGGGACGUUGAAUCAAACCCUGGCCCCGACAGUGAUUGCUUGUUAGAUAACAUUCUCAAAGGACAAGCUGAGAUCCUUAAUGGUAUUCACGACCUGAAGUCACAGCUAGUUGCUUCCGAUGCAGUAAUAGCCUCCCUUCGUACUAAAGUAACUGAGCUGGAAAGACUCCUGCAACUCAUGAGCUCUUCUACAUCCAAAAUAGAUGGUCUCGACAGCACGUUAAGUUUGCUCCAGACUAACACAGCACAACAAACUGAGAAACUUGUUGAUCUUGAGGACCGUAGUCGUCGCUCUAAUUUAGUGGUUUAUGGAUUACCAGAGCCAAAUAAUGAAACUGACCUUCAGCUUAAAGAUCACGUAGUCGGGGAACUGUUUGAGAAGAAACUUGAUGUGAAAUGUUGUUCGAUUGGUAGAAUUCACCGACUCGGUCGAAAGAAAGCUAAUCUUCCGGUCAUUUUGUACCUCCAAGAUUAUAACGAAAAGCAGGCCAUACUGAAGAACGCUAAAAAACUGAAAGGCAAACACAUUUUUAUUGAAAAUGACUAUUCACGUUGCACACUUCGAAAGCGUAAGCUGCUGUGGGAGAGUGCCAGGAGCGAUAAAGCUGAUGGAAGGCGUGUCUUUAUGGUUAACGAUAAACUUCGCAUU
Messenger RNA from Ixodes scapularis (black-legged tick), 687 nucleotides. RefSeq lists its product as uncharacterized. The annotation marks the transcript as partial. The transcript has a single exon. The record is from RefSeq and is a predicted model, not a curated record. NCBI's taxonomy places the organism in Eukaryota, Metazoa, Arthropoda, Arachnida, Ixodida, Ixodidae.